This is a messenger RNA of Chenopodium quinoa (quinoa), 2343 nucleotides long. RefSeq lists its product as uncharacterized. The record is from RefSeq and is a predicted model, not a curated record. The transcript is spliced from 2 exons. NCBI's taxonomy places the organism in Eukaryota, Viridiplantae, Streptophyta, Magnoliopsida, Caryophyllales, Amaranthaceae. The coding region runs from base 208 to 1923 and encodes 571 amino acids. Gene Ontology annotation, biological process: positive regulation of growth.
CAAUUUGGACGACAUUUCAUUUCAUUCCCUUUCAUUCAAAAUUGAACGCAACAAUAAUAAAGUUGGCAGUAUCAUAUCAUCACUUCUCACUCAUUCACACACUCCUUCACUUUGCAAUUAUUAAUUCAUUAUCCCACACGGUUACCCAUUUCUUGUUUUUGGGUCGGAUCCCAUUUUCUCUCUCUUCAGGAACACUUCUUUUCUGGGAUGGGAGGUGGAGUGAAAGAGUCCUGGUUUAGUAGUUUAUGGGGGAUUUCGCGAAGAAAUGGUUCGCAUUCUGAGAAAGCUGUAAUGGGAAUUCUAGCUUUUGAGGUGUCAACUUUGAUGUCUAAGGUUGCUAACUUAUGGAAUUGUUUGAGUGAUAAUCAUAUAUCGCAGUUGAGGGAAGAUGUUAUUAACUCGCCCGGGAUUGUAAAACUUGUAUCAGAUGACGAAAACUUUCUCAUGAACCUUGCUUUUGCGGAAAUCGUUGAGAAUUUGUGGUACGCUGCACACUCUGUCACUAGGUUAGGAAAGAAAUGCUCUAAUCCUGUAUAUCAUUGUUUGGACCAACUUUUAAGCAGCCCUCUUGAGAACUCUACCGAAUUGUAUGGAUGGGAAUAUAGAUGGAAGAAGAUGGAGAAGAAAGUUAAGAAACUGGAGAGUUUUGUUGCUGCUACUUCACAAUUGCAUCAAGAGAUGGAGGUGCUGGUGGAGCUUGAACAAACAUUGAGAAGAAUGCAGUGCAAUCCAGAAACCAGUCGAGUAAAAUUGCUUGAAUUUCAGCAGAAGGUCAUUUGGCAGCGUCAGGAGGUGAAAAACUUACAAGAAAUGUCCCCUUGGUCUAGGACAUAUGAUUACAUAGUGCAGCUUCUGUCAAGAUGUCUAGUUACUAUAAUUGAGAGGCUUAAAUUUCUGCUUGGAAUUAAUGAAGUGAUAUAUUUGGACAGAAAUCACACGACAGGGCUUCAGCCUACAGCUGGAUCCCUGAUACGGAGUCGAUCAUUUGUACAAUCUUCUGUUUAUCCCUCUGAAACUCAUAGCUCUAUCUUUUAUUCAGGACCUUUGGUUAGAUCGAGCUCUUUACUGGGAUUGCCAACCAGAAGUAAGAGAGCUAGCAAAAGGCAACAGAGACAGACUCUUCAGAAUGAACAUAAUCCACACAAAAAGUUCCCAUUUUUAAACACAAAACGAUUUGCUCAAUCAGGGCCAUUUAAAGGAUGCAUGAUUGGUGGAAGUAAUUCUCCAGUAGUUGAGAGCUGUAUGCCAACAAGCAGUGGGCCUUCAAGUUCCGCAGCUAUUGUGUUGAGUGAUGUGGAUGGAAAAUUGAACAAUUUGGAUCCUUCUUCUCAUGACAGCACAUUUCCCACAAGUAGCUCGGUUUAUCUUUCACAGUGUAUAUUGUCAAAUACUCCUCCAUUUUCUCUGGGAAGUGCUGCCUUAAGUCUCCAUUAUGCAAAUAUUAUUAUAUUAAUUGAAAAGCUUGCUUCAUCGCCUCACCUGAUUUCCCAUGAUGCAAGGGAGGAUCUGUACGAUAUGUUAACAACAAGCAUAAGGAGCAUGUUGAGGGCUAGACUAAAACUUUACACCAAAUCCUUUGCUUCCUCAGCCUAUGAUUCUGCCCUUGCUACGGAAUGGAGUCUGGCUAUAGCAAGAAUGUUAGAAUGGCUUUCUCCUCUUGCGCAUAACACAGUUAGAUGGCACUCUGAAAGGAAUUAUGAGAAGCAGCAUAUUGUUUCCCGUGGGAAUCUUCUUCUAGUGCAGACUUUGUAUUUUGCAAAUCAAUCAAAGGCUGAAGCUGCAAUUAUCGAACUUUUGUUGGGUUUGAACUAUCUAUACAGAUUUGGCAGAGACGUGAAUGAGAUGGUUUUCUUGGAAGCGAAUGGUAACCGAGUUUAUGAUGAAUAUGCAAUUCAGGCAGAUACUAUUGCUUGCAAUGCUUGAUAAAAUUGGGGCAGACCUUCUUGGUUUAUCUAAUGAUAGUGGUACACAUACAGAGAAGUGCUGUAUUUUUGGAAGCUUCACUAUAAGUUGGUAAAGGGCCAUGCCGGACUCAGUUGUAUGGAGAAACCUUUGUUUCACAUAACGAGGAAUCCAUCAGAAAUAGCAGAUGAGUUAACCAUCUUUUUAUACAAUAGCUAUACAUUGUUUAACUGUAUCUUAGAUUGCAUAACUUGUUCUUCUCCCUUCUUCUUGCCAAUCUGUAGCCAUCAUAUUAGACUGUUGUAAAGCAUAGUUUAUAUUUUACAUGAGAUGUGUGAUGUGUAACCUCAGAAUUUAUGUUUGAUGUCUUCUUCCUUUACAUCCUUUACUUGUGUAAGUAUCAGUCUGGCUUCUACUAUGCAGAUUUUCAUCUUUUCUGCU